Molecule: messenger RNA, 650 nt
Organism: Nilaparvata lugens (brown planthopper)
Lineage: Eukaryota; Metazoa; Arthropoda; Insecta; Hemiptera; Delphacidae
Exons: 1
Coding region: 56-550 (164 amino acids)
Source: RefSeq, a predicted model, not a curated record
UCCUUUUGUACUGUGUUGUUGUUGAGUUCGGUUGGUGGUUUUUAACUAGUUAAAAAUGGAGUGGACUAAUGAAAUAGUGAUAGAGUUUUUGGAUUUAUACGAGCAGGAACCGAUCAUAUGGAAUCCCGUCAAUGAAGAACAUAAAGAUAGGAACAAAGUGUAUGAUGCUUGGAAACGGAUUCAAUCAAAUUUCUCGAUAGAAUGUUCAUUAAAGGAACUGAAAAAGAAAAAAGAAAACCUAAUGGCGACCUAUAGGAAACUCUCUGCAAAGGUGAAAAAGACUAGCAAGACUGGAAGUGUAACAUUUCAAGUUUAUCAUCAUUCCACAUAUUUCUACACUUCACAAAACCUACAUCAACUGGUUUACAUCAAACUCGAGAAGUCACAACAGUUCUUUGCUUCAAUAAUUCUUUUCUUCAACAGUUCUUUGCACAACAGUUCUAAACAACAACUAGACACCGACCCAGAGACCACGGUGCUCGCGUACGUCCGAACGGGCUUGAGGUACGACGUGCCGCCCCGAGUCCCACCGAGCCACCCCGCGCCGUGAGGACUGUUGGCUCGCAAUUCCAGAGACUUCUCGUCGAUCUGUGGCAGAUCCAAGGACGUCUGUGACUUGGCAAGUCACGCGUCGUGAGAACGAGGCUUUA